This is a messenger RNA of Phycomyces blakesleeanus NRRL 1555(-), 2058 nucleotides long. RefSeq lists its product as hypothetical. Gene Ontology annotation, molecular function: calcium-activated cation channel activity. The annotation marks the transcript as partial. NCBI's taxonomy places the organism in Eukaryota, Fungi, Mucoromycota, Mucoromycetes, Mucorales, Phycomycetaceae. Gene Ontology annotation, cellular component: plasma membrane. The record is from RefSeq and is a predicted model, not a curated record. The transcript has 8 exons.
AGUGCUGACUCUUCAGUGAGUACCUUCACAUCCGCCCUCUGGUUUAAUGCCGCGUUGGGUGCAGGCUUCUUUGCAGUAUUCAACAUUCUACGAACCAGACGAAGACAAACCUACACACCGAGAUCUUAUGUUGUUCCUAAAGGAAAACAACCACCACCUCUUCCAGACGGCUACUUUCUUUGGAUACCGACCUUAUUAUAUACGUCAGACAAAGAACUCAUACGUUGUAUGGGUCUUGAUAGAUUUAUGGUCCUCAAAUUCCUUCGAAUGGGAAUCGUCAUUUUCUCAAUCGCCACCUUAUUCAUGGUACCAAUCCUUAUACCUAUCAAUGUAAUCGGUCAAUUGAAAUCGGAAGGCCUCAAUCUUUUGACAAUCGGUAAUGUGUCCGAUGUACCUCGUACCUGGGCACAUGUCAUAUUAGCAUUCUUCUUUACAGUCGGUCUAAUUUACUAUACCUUCCGUGAAACAAGAGCUUAUUUGGUUUUAAGACGCGAAUAUCUUAUGAGCCCCGAAUUCGCCGAGUCUGUCGUUGCACGAUCUUUGUUUGUACCUUCGAUUCCUAAAGAUGUUCACAACAUAGAAGAUCUUGCAAGAAUAUUCAAUCGAUUCCCAGGUGGUGUCCGCCGUAUUUGGAUCAACAGAGACUUGAAAGAUUUACCGGACGAUGUCGAGGAUCGUGAUAAGAAAGUUCACAGUCUUGAAACUGCAAUUACAAAGACGAUCCUUUCUACUUACAAGUACAACAACAAGAAAGGAAUUCAACCAGAGAAUGGUAGCGACACAGAAGUGCUUAUUCCUCAAGAACUCCGUCCAACACAUCGUGUAUCUUCCCUGCCAAUCGGACUGCCCUUUGUCGGUCGCAAGGUUGAUUCUAUUGACUAUUAUCACGAAGAAAUCCAGUCGUUGAACAAAAAGAUCCUCGAGAAACAGCAUCUGGCCACCAACUACGAAUGUCUCAGUUCAGCCUUUAUCGAAUUCAAUCAACAGAUCGCAGCUCACAUGGCAGCCCAGACCCUCAUUCACAGCAAAGAACUCCAGAUGGCACCUCGGUACAUCGAAAUUGCUCCCACCGAUAUCAUUUGGGAAAACAUGAACAUUCAGUCAUUUUCUCGUCUUUUGCGUCGCAUGUUCAGUCUUUCAUUCACUACGGUUAUUAUCAUCUUUUGGGCCAUUCCAGUUGUGUUUGUACAGGGUAUCUCUACUUUGGAGUCUUUGUCAAAACUGCUCCCUUUUCUUGAAGCUGUCCAAGAUCUCGGGCCUACUGUUGUUGGUAUUAUUCAGGGUAUUCUUCCUGCCGCUGCUCUGGCUAUUCUAGUUGCCCUUGUUCCAAUUAUAUUUUCAAUGCUUUCCAAACUAGAAGGUAUUCCUAGAAAAUCAUUUGUUGAGCUUUCAGUACUACACAAAUUCUUCUUCUUCCAGUUUGUUGAUGUUGUAUUGGUGUCUACUGUUGCCGGUGGUAUUUUUAAUGUCUUGCCGGAUCUUACCAAGAACCCUGCCAGUAUUAUCAAUCUUUUGGCCGAAAAGCUUCCCAGGGCAUCCACUUUCUUCAUUACAUAUGUCAUGCUUCAAGCAACCAACUCGGCCGCUCAAAAUCUAUUGCAGCUUGUUCCAUAUAUCCUCUCUUUUGUCAUGCCAAUCUUCAACACAACUCCCCGUGAUAUAUACCAUCAAAAACGACAGUGUCCUACCGUAAACUUGGGUACUUUGAUCCCAACUCAUUCUGUCAUCUUUGUACUGGGUAUUGAGUAUUCAACAAUCGCUCCUCUGAUUCUUCCAUUCGUACUACUUUUCUUCUGUUUUCAUUAUUUCGUAUUACUGUAUCAGUUUAUGCACGUUUACGAAAGACCCUAUGAGACCGGAGGACGCGGUUUCCCUCGUGCAAUCCGUCACGUUUACAUUGGAAUGUUCACCUGGCAAAUUACUAUGAUUGGACUUUUCGCUGUCCGUGGAAACAAAGCCAUCGGUCAAUUGGUUGUGAUGAUCAUUCUGCUUGUCGCCGGUUGUUUCUCGCUGGCGCUUUACGACAAGGCCUUUAAACCCCUUUUCAAAUUCUUGCCU